AUGCUCUCUUCCAGAAGUGCACGAUUUUUCUCCUUAUCCGCUCUGCUUGUCGACAACAAUGGAAUUUGCCAAACGGAAAAUGGCGUGCCAGUUUGUAAGUGUGAAGGCGUUUUUACUGGGGAAUUGUGUCAAGAUGUUCAUGUAUGUGAUGAUAACUUUAUUUGUGACGAAGGCGGUGUUUGUCUUAAUAAUGGAAGGACAGGAAUCUGCUACUACAACAACCAAAACAAUAAAUUUACAACAAACACAUCAGUCGUAGUUGUUCUCAUAGUUAUGCUUGUGCUAAGCGCUGUCAUGAAUAUUGUUGGAAUCGCUUAUAUUGUAUGUAAAAGAUAUAAUCAACGAACGAAUAAAAAAGGAAGUGAUUCAAUAAACAUGGAAGUUAGGAAAAACGGUCGAGAAUAUGACGAAGUUAUUGUAAAUACAAUUAACACAGGAGCUGGAGCAGAUUUACAAAAUCAGAAUCGAACACAAGCCACUCAAUCGCUACGUCUAAAAAAGACUGAAACAAAGGCUCAAGCCGAGAAAGAUUUGCCUUACGAAAUACCACAUAUAUAUAUGUCAAUAGAUGCUGCAUACACAGACUUAAAAAAGUAAUUACUUUACCGCAAGCACGUGGUACGGUAACAACUAAUUUUUGUAUUUUAUUAUGAAUUUAUUAUUAUAGUCGAUGUCCUUUUUUAGCUUUAGUAUGAUAUGCGUAUCAUUACAUACACGCCUAGACCUUUAU
Messenger RNA from Anneissia japonica, 730 nucleotides. RefSeq lists its product as uncharacterized. The transcript has 4 exons. Lineage: Eukaryota; Metazoa; Echinodermata; Crinoidea; Comatulida; Comatulidae. Bases 1 to 597 code for a protein of 198 amino acids. The record is from RefSeq and is a predicted model, not a curated record.